UAUUGCCUCUAGGGCAUAUUUCCAACAGCCGGCGCACCGGCCCAAACGUUUCGGCCGGUCGCGCCACAGCCACCCGAUCUAAUCAUGAUUAGACGUUGGAUUUGGCCCUGUGUCUUCUACCUCGCGAGAAAAAACAAGGGAAUCCGCACGCUCCCUGGACGCACACCUCCACUCCUCCUCCUUGUCGUCGUUGUGGCCGUGCCUGACGAGCUCUGGCGAGGUCCUGCCCGCGUGGCCGCCGGGAUUGCAUCAUGGCAGUCAUUGAUUCCAGAGAUUCACCAUGGAUGCAACUUUAAAAACAAAUCAGAUCGAUUGGAUCCAUCGUGCGGGCGCCAUGAUUGCAGCAUCCUAGCGUAAUCCUGCCUCCGGCUCACUGUAGCCGUCGGUUACUGUCGUGUCUAGCCAAAAAAGAUCUAAAAAAGGCAACAAAUUCUCUGUCGUCGGUUGAAGCAAAAAAUUUAUAAGGUUCCAGCAAAAAAGGACAUCGGUUCCAGCAAAAUCAACCAAUCAACCUCAGCAGGGAGAACUUCAGUGGUUGAUUGUAGCAAACAAAAUUGCUAGUUCCAGCAAAAAUAAACACUGUUUCCAGCAAAAUAACUCAGCAAAGAGACUCCCAUUGGUUCGAUUGUAGCAAACAAAAGAAUGAUUGUAGCAAAAAGAAAAGCUAGUUCCAGCAAAAACAUACACCGGUUCCAGCUCGCCACCGUGCUGGUUCCAGCACCGGUGUCCCCCACGGGUUGCAGCUCCGCCUGCUCGAUGCAGCUGCCCAAACGUCAAUUGCAGCUCUGCCACCAAUGGUUGAAGCUCCGGUAGCAGCUGGUUGUAGCUCGCCCGUCGGCGCGGCGCCGUCAGAUGCAGCUCAACCCAUCGUCGGUUGUAGCUCCUCCGUCCACCGGCUGCAGCUUCCGGCGUGCCCUGUUGCAGCUCCACGGUCCGUCGUCCAUCCCUGCGACAAGAGGGGCGUCGCGGAACUGGAAGGACGCCGAGGCAACUAUGGGGAAAAAAGGGGAAAAGCUCGCCGAAGAGGGAGAAAUAGCAGCAGAGGGAACUCCUCUAGUGGUGGUGGGGCUCGCCGGAGCUAGGAUCCGACGAGGCGAGCGAGAGGUGAGGCGGGUGAUGCACGAGCGGAGAGCAAGACGUGAGGUAGGCCAUGCGCGGGCGAAGGAGGACGAGCUGCAGGACUUGUGUGGACGAGAGAAAGCGGUGCUGGUCUGCUAGAGUGACUGGAUAAGGAUGUGGUGGUGUCCGUGACGCAUGGUAGGCAGGGGCAUCUGCUUGUUAUGUGCGUGUGCGAGUACAGCGGUGUGACCGGCCGAAAAUUCGGCCGGCGCACCGCACACAAACGUUUCCCUAUGAUAAAUGGCCCACAUCAUUACAGGGCUAAUGAUCAAAUCCUCACGAGGCGCCGCCGCCGCUCUCGUGCUUCUUCCUCGAAACCAGUAUCACCGAUCCAUACUUCUGAGGUUUGUCCCGCCGCCUUAUUCGAUCCUACCGUACGUCACACCUCCAUCCAGUUUCGUCCAAGGUAAUACACUGAUUUUACCUGUUAUAGUUUUUUGUCCAGUAGAAGGAGGCCAGGCCAGUGCCAGGGCAGAUCCGACGAUGCGCCGCCAGUUCAUCAACGUGGUGCUGGGCUGCCACAAGACCCGCUCCUUCGUCCUGCACCGCAUCAGGUCGUCGAGCCUCUUCCACCUACGAAAACGAACCGCCGGCACAUCGCCGCCGCCUCCGCCGACACAGGUGGAAGAGGCCGCGCUGCCGAAACCCGCGCUGUCGUUCGGCUUUCUCCGCAAGGAAUGCGUCCCAGGCGGGACCUCCAUGUUCAUGCCUUUCGGCCGCAGCGGGGACGGGAUCCUCGGCGUAGGCCCGAGCGUCGACGUCCUGGCCUACGACGCCCGCCUGAAUAACGUCAGGGUCAUGCCCAGGCUGCAGGGGUGCAUGGCCGACCCCAUCGCCUUCAACGUCGGCGACGCCCUCUACCUCCUGGAGAGGCGCCCCAGCAGGUCUGGUCGGACCAACCAGCCCAGCUUCCAAGUUCUCAAGCACGGCGACCCUCCGGAAGACGUCUACGUGUUCCCGAGGUGGCACUGGCGCUCCCUCCGGCCUCCUCCCUACGUGAACGCCGCCACGAUCGGCGCCUCCGCGCUGGUCGGUGACGACAUCUGGGUGUCGGCCGAGGGCGUCGGCACCUACGCCUUCGACACCGCCAAACACAGGUGGAGCAAGGCCGGCGGCUGGGAGCUCCCGUUCUGCGGCGGCGCAGAGUACUCCCCGGAGCUCGGCCUCUGGUUCGGCCUCUCUUCUCUACACAAGAAGAAGCUCUUCUGCGCAGCGGACCUCUCGGCGGCAGCGGGUGCUUCCGGUGCGCCCGAGCUGUGCCGUGUCUGGAGGAAGGAGCUCGCCGCCAACCCUGAGGACUGGGAGCUGCUGGACACCCUCCUCGUGCAUGUUGGCAACGGCAGGUUCUGCGUCGCCAGGUUCUACCACGUGUAUGCAGAUGAAGAGAGCCCCAUUGCAACGGAGAAAUUCGCAGUCUUCACCGGCGUGGAGGUGCAGCGCCUCAAGGCUGGUGGGAGGAUCAAGAUAGUCGGGCACAAAUCCAUACGCUACGAAAUCGAUGCCUAUAUCCACUGGGUGUUUUAGGGGGGACAGCUUUUGAUGCAAGGAUUGUUCAAGUUGGACAGUCGCAAAGGCGGGACAAAACCUCGACGAACUCAAACCAGAACAAUUCAUACACUUAAAUGAAUGGUUGCACAUGAAUCCGCAAUAUCAUAAAUAAAAUGGACAAAUGUUUACAUACAUGGUACAUCAUCUCAGUCCCCUAAACCUACAACAAAGGCACUAUCACAUCAUCAUCACAGUACAUUUUCAGCAACAAUGGCGUCUAUCUCCUCUUUAAAAUCGAACAGCAAUGGCAACAACUCACGCUACACAUUCCCACUGCCGGGUAAUUUUACAAUUUGGCUCGAAUGCCUUAUUGCACUUCUCCAGAAAUCUGACACAAAUCUCAAUGUACCACUGCUACAGCCAAGUCAUGUAAGUAUAGCCUCCAUUCUCACCUGGGCCUCCGUCGUGCUGAGAAACCAUGAUUUGGUUCUGGGCCAAGCCUAGAGCAGGCAGAACC
This is a messenger RNA of Aegilops tauschii subsp. strangulata, 3124 nucleotides long. Lineage: Eukaryota; Viridiplantae; Streptophyta; Magnoliopsida; Poales; Poaceae. The record is from RefSeq and is a predicted model, not a curated record.